ACCGUGAUACUUCUACACAGUCGGCGCUUGCCUCUGUCUGAGAUUCCUUUGGAACGUGAAGCUGACAUCUCGCUUGAUCAAGUACCUGAGCUCACUGGGGCCCAGCUUCAAGAAGUCCUCUCACGCAGCUCGGCAGCCUCCGCGAGUGGCCUACUGCCUGGUGUGUGCUUAGUAAGGCCUCGACGUCUUGCUGAUGAAGCCGACCGCCUGAUGGCCGGUCUCCUUGAUGGUCCUGUUAGUGGACGAGCAGAUUCUGCGUCUACAGCAGCUGUGAAUGGAGUAACUAGGCAGACGGUGGUUUCAAGGCAAGUAACUGCUCCUUUGCUCGACGCCGUGCUCGAAUCUCUGGUCAAUAUAGCCUGUCAGCGACCUCAGUUCAUGGACAAAACUCUCCAAGCAUUUGAAACAGUCCAUGGAACCAGUUUCUUCGGAGGAUAUGGGGUCGAAGCGGGUCAAUAA
Protopolystoma xenopodis is the source of this 459-nucleotide messenger RNA. The record is from the annotation of a GenBank genome assembly. NCBI's taxonomy places the organism in Eukaryota, Metazoa, Platyhelminthes, Monogenea, Polystomatidea, Polystomatidae.